Molecule: messenger RNA, 2024 nt
Organism: Anneissia japonica
Lineage: Eukaryota; Metazoa; Echinodermata; Crinoidea; Comatulida; Comatulidae
Product: tetratricopeptide repeat protein 38-like
Exons: 14
Coding region: 393-1799 (468 amino acids)
Molecular function (GO): protein binding
Source: RefSeq, a predicted model, not a curated record
UACAAGACAAUACUAAUCGUUUUUGUGGAUGAGUUUUAUCUGAAACUUUGGGAUGGUGAAUACUGGUGCUUUGAUUGAAGCACAAGCUGGCUGAAUCAUGUGAUAGGCCUACAUUGGGAUUGUGGACACAUCCUUACUAGCAAAUUCAAUAUCUCUCGUAGAUAAAUCAGUUCGGAUCAUUAUUUCAUUUGCUUUUAGUUGUGAUUUUAAUGCAAUUUAAUACCUUUGUACCCAGUCCAGAAUCUUAUCAGGAUUAUCGGUGGUGGAGUGAGCUAGCUUCAAAGCUUAGAUAUUUUGCCAUCAGUUUCAGUAUACCAAUCAACUUGUCACCUACGUGCGGAUUUAUUUUUAAAUAGGCCUACAAGACAUAUUGGGAAUAAAACAAAGCUCGUAUGGCUAAACAUACUCAUUGGAGAGAUUCUAAGGCAUGGCUGGAUACUGGUCUUAGUCUGUCAUCUACCAGCAAUGAAGCAUGCAAACUCUAUGACGCUGCGUUGACUCAGUACAUUGGCUGGUAUGAUGAACCUAGUGUAGGUGGCCUAGAAGCCACACUUGAGGCAUUACUCAAAUCUGAUCCAUCAUUUGUAAUGGGACGAGUUAUCAGCAAUGGUCUUGAGUUACUUGGUACCGGCACUAAUAUAGAUUUAAAUCUGGAUUUGAAGAAGAACAUCGAUGAAAUGGUAGACUUGUCAAUGAGUAACAGUAUAAGUCAACGAGAGAAAUACCAUGUUUCUGCAAUAAAAUUUCUCUCUGAUGGGUACCAGAAAAAAGCGUGUGAAACCUGGGAACGAAUUCUGGUGGAGAACCCAACAGAUCUGCUUGCCUUAAAGUUUGCUCAUGACAGCUAUUUCUAUUUGGGUGAAUCUACUCAAAUACGGGAUUCCAUUGCCCGUGUUAUGCCAUAUUGGGAUGAUACUAUGCCAUUGUCCAGCUACCUACAUGGCAUGUAUGCAUUUGGAUUAGAGGAGACAAACCUGUAUGCUCAAGCAGAAAAGGAAGCCAAAUUAGGUUUGCACCUAAAUCCAAACGAUCCUUGGGCAACGCACUCGAUGGCGCACGUUUUAGAGAUGAGCGGACGUGCUAAGGAAGGAAUUCAGUUCAUGAGUACAACUGAGAAUGACUGGAAUAUCUGUGGCAUGAUUGCUUGCCAUAAUUACUGGCACUGGGCGUUGUACUGUAUAGAGAUGGGUGACUACCAGAAAGCUCUUGAUAUAUAUGAUAAACAGGUUGAGCAAAGAACUGUCCAAUCAGGAGCUCCGUUGGAUAUGGUAGAUGCCGCAUCACUUCUCUACAGAUUGGAAAUGGAAGGAGUAUCUGUCGGGAAGGCACGUUGGCAGAAGUUGUUUGAUAUAGUUGGACCACAUAUAAAUGACCACACCCUGGUUUUUAACGACAUUCAUUAUCUAAUGGCUGCCCUGGGAACUCAGCAAGAUGACAUUGUUACCAGUUACAAGGAGUCCAUUAUGGAUUUUAUCAAAGUAAAGAAAGGUGAUCAAAGAAACAUAAUGAAUGAUGUUGGUGUUGCGAUGUUCGAAGCAUUUCAAGCGUACAACAACGGAGAGUUUGCUAAGGCUGUUGAGAAGAUGAUCCCCAUAAGGUAUCAGGUUAUCAGGAUAGGAGGAAGCCAUGCCCAGAGAGAUGUUUUUAACCAGUUUUUGAUUCAUGCUGCCCUGAAGUCAACGGAAAAGCAGCAUCAGAAAUUAGCAAGAUGUUUGCUAAUUGAACGGAAAUCAUUGAAAGAUUGCGCCCCCCUCACAGAUCGCCUUACGGCCAGAGCAAUGGCUCUUCAUAUUGAUUGAUUGAUUGAUAUCAAAAAGUAAAACUGGAGACAAGAAUGCGGACUGUGGUUAUGGUAUAUUUUAGUGGUAUAUUAACUGGGGAAACCUGCUCUGGCUCUGCCAACUGAUAAUUGUAUUGAUAAUUGAAGAAACGUGAAUGUGCAGUUGUAAGUUGAGAAACUAAAAAAACAGAUAAUACAAUACCUAUAUUAAGUUAUUUUAUAUAUAUAUAUAUAUAUGUGUAUA